AUGACAGCUCAGUCCCAGCCCCGUGGAACCGUGCGGUCCUGUGCCUUUGUCUACCAGCGAAGUCUAUUCAGCUAGUCUCAGGACCAGAACAGAUCAGCGUCAUGAGUCUUGGAGGGCGGAACCAGGGAAACCGUUUGACCCUGUUGGUACAGGUUGUAUUGCCGAAACUCUACGCAGCAGGUAUGACAUCUUUGGGCAACCCAGGCCAUACACAGCCCUUCUUGGCAAGCUGCCUGGGGUGCAGUGCAGUGAAGGCUCCCUACGAUGGGGUGUCGGCCUUUUGCGACAACAACUGUGAGGACGAGAUUGGCGGAAAGCCACGCCUUGACCAAGAAGGACCCCUUCUCCACACCGACCUUCCACGAUGCUUCGAGAUGACCGAGAUUCGCCUUCGUUUCUUCCUUGGCAAAGAUGGUGCCGCCACCACUACAGGUAGAGCAUUGGGGGCUUGCCUCGAACGAACCCCCUUUUGCGAGUUAGCCCUUGGGCGUCGGCGGUCGCCGUCGACAUGAUCUGGGCAAGCAAUCGCGAGUUGAAAGCCUGCCUCAGCCAACUGCGUCAUUGUCUGUGCGUGGGGCGAACGCGACUUGCCCCCGAAGCCAGAGGAGGUUGCAUGUCAGCCCUUUCCUUGCCUCUGGCUCGGCUCCGCGUGGACAGGCUAACAGGAGCGGACUUGCUGCCAUCAGUCACAACCUUGGACGCUGCAGCGGCUGGCCGGGCCUGCCUGCGCCGCUUGGACAUGGCAAGCAACCAAGACGAACGAGCAGUCACCAGCUCUCGCAGGAUUCUGGCCCGUUGCGGACGUCGCCGCACCCCACGACAGCUGCGCUACGUAGCGGAAGAGGGGACGGACCCCCAGAGCCACGGUGACAAGCCUGGGGGGGCGGGGCUACCGAGGACUGGCUGCGUUGUGGGCGCACUUGUCAUCGAUCAGUCAGUGCGCCAGUGCGUGAGGGCUUGCAGCAGCGCCCAGCUGCAUGCACAUGUCAUUCGACUGUGGGUGGGCGGGGCACCGGUCAACGACGAAGACUCGAAAGAG
This is a messenger RNA of Microdochium trichocladiopsis, 1039 nucleotides long. RefSeq lists its product as uncharacterized. Bases 102 to 512 code for a protein of 136 amino acids. NCBI's taxonomy places the organism in Eukaryota, Fungi, Ascomycota, Sordariomycetes, Xylariales, Microdochiaceae. The record is from RefSeq and is a predicted model, not a curated record. The transcript has a single exon.